Paramuricea clavata is the source of this 10545-nucleotide messenger RNA. The record is from the annotation of a GenBank genome assembly. Lineage: Eukaryota; Metazoa; Cnidaria; Anthozoa; Malacalcyonacea; Plexauridae.
CAUGCGUUGCCAAAUGCUUCAUCAAUAUUGCAUUAAAGUCGGGCAGUUUUUGUCAAAGAUUUCCGAUGCCGUUCUCACAUUCAUCUCGUCUUGUUUUCGCUGGAGAGUUUUGAAUGUUAUAAUGGUUUUUCAAGUGGGAAAUGUUAGGGAAUUGAAGACAGGAAUGUGGUGAAAGGUGAAUUUCGAUGUGGUUGGAAACAGUGCUGUACACUGCAGCUGGUGAAGUCGGCCAAGGAGUGCCAAUUGAAAAAAGAAAAUAAUUUGAAAUGAAUUCAACAAGCAGUGUCAUUGAGCCUGUAGAAAUUGUCGAGGAGACAGAAAUGAUUGACAAACAACUUGGUAUGUGUACUUUGUUUUUACUAGUGAAAACUAAAAUCUGAUAAUUACAUAUAGUGUUUGAUUUUAAAUCUCAGUUUUUUGUGGUAAAGCCAAAGAAUCGUCUUAUUCACAGCAGUUGACUUGUAACGUUACCGCAAAAACUGCGAGUGGACUACAUUGAUUUGUAUAUACGGAAAAUAAAAGUGGUUGAAAACAUACAUUUCUCGGUAAACUAUUAAUUGACACAAUAGUCUAUAUAGUAUGCCUUCAAGUAUGAACAGACUUUCUCUUUGGGUGCUUAGCAUGCGUUUUCAUAAAAUUGAUCAAUGACAAUGAACGCGGUGGUAGAAAAUUAUUAAAAUACAUUUGCUUUCCAUUUACACUUCUUGAUUUUAGGCUUACGAAUCUUUGCAAUAAUAAAUAUACGUGAUGUUUUUCACAGAACAAAACUUAUGUCACACUUAUUGUUGUUUCAAAGUCGUAUUGUUAACGCGAAAAUAAAAAAGAGUUUGCAUUUGUCAAAUUCGGUAGCCAUUUUUCACCGAGUUACGUAUGUCAUAGACAUAGGCGAUAGAUAAUGUAAUCGAUAUAAAUGCGACUAUAGCAAAUCUAUUAUAGCUAAUCUAUUAUAGCCGAUAUAAUCACUAUAUACAUAACCGAUCAAUUCCGUUAAAUCAUUCAGCAAGCAAGUGACGAGUAUUUGUCUCAACUGAUAAACUGGAUAGCACAACCUAUCUGCCUUCACAAAAGGUCAAAUAUAUACGAGCAAAAUGUACAUUAUCUUUUCAAAACAUCUUCAAACUUUAUAAAUACCAUGUUCCUUACACAUGGUUUCAAUAAUAAGACUUUCGUGAUCUUCAUUCUUUCACAAAAACCUGUUUGUUUGAGGCAUUCUCUGAUAUUCUCUCACUUUAAUUAAAAAACCAGGAACUAAUGAUGCUAUUCUGUAUUCUUGUUUCUAUUAUUACUAAUUUCAUUUUCUUGAACAAUAUCUGUACUUUUCUUCCCACCCUCGCAUCAUCCCAGCCAAUGAGAGUGCUUCGUUGUGAACUCCCACUCUCGCAGUCAAAAACCUAUUUGCAUGGCUUAUUAUCUAAAUCAUCUGUUGCGUAGCAAUCUUUGAAUACGACUUCAAAUUACUCUCCUCAUUCGAGCGUUACUUCGUUUACAUAUUAGAAAACCAGAGAAGCAAUUAUUAUUGUGUUCAAAGUUUUGCUUCAUAACUAAGACUUGGCCGCAAAGAUCGAACUCUUCAAAAUGGUCUACAUCUUCCUGUGACUAUCUUUCACUCAUAUCACGAUGCUUUCAACUUUGUAAUAUACUAUGGAUCAUCGCAGAAGUUUUCUUUAAAAAACUAUGAUUUGGACAUUAGCAAUGCAUGAGCGAGCAUAAUUGAUUCAAGUGGACGAUAUCAAAUCAGUGAAAAUAUUCAAUCGAUUGCUUGUCAGUUGGAAUAAACUUUGUACUGGGAUUUCUUGCAACUCUCUUCGACUUGGUUGUUUAAGAAUGAAGCAAACAUUGUGGAUUUAAGACAUUUCAAUUUCGACUGAAAUGACAUCGACCAUGCAGCCGACUGGAAUUUCUAUCGACGAAGAUGAUGAUACAAAAUGUAGGUGUAUGUGUGCCAGGUGUUUCACAAACUUUCCUUCACAACUCAAUGCUACUUGUACAUAAAUAUUUUCUGUUGUGUUAUCUAUCUGACUAACUUUGGCGUUGCCAUGCAUUGACAAUUAAUAGGACCGAUUGUAGCUCUGUGGGCACGCGGGUUAUUAUUGGGCAGGCAACAUUCUUUACAAAAUCAAAAGCUCUUCAUUCAGUUUCAUUUUUAGUGACUUUCCUUGCUCAGAACGACUACAUCUACGAGAAGACAUCGUGCUAUAUGUUUUCUGGCUUAUUCUUCAACGUGGUGUGUUUAAUGUCUAUAAACGCUCCAACUACAAUCAAUCAUUUACUUAUUCAGAUCGUGCUCAAUUUAUUUCGGUUUUAAAACUGAUUUAAAAUACUUCCAUUAAUGCAUUUUUCAUCAUAUAUAUAUAUCGUACUGACAUUCUCAAACAAUUUCAGCUAACAAACUCUUAAGCCAAUCGCAAUGGCACCGAAAACCUAUAUAUUAAUAUAACGAGUCUUUUCAGAGCCAUUUUAAAAAAUGCCGUCAUGUUUACACUGCGAUUGUCAAAGUUAUGUUUUGGCAUGUUCCGUUUGUGUUUGUCUAUAAAAUAAUACCUUGGUACAUAGACCCUAAUCCUUCAGACAAUUCUUAAUACUUCAUUCAAUGCUUUUAUUUCGGCAGAGAUUGAUAAAAUUAGAAUUUAGUAAAGCCAAAGCACUGUCAAGUCAUACGUCGCACUACACUGAAUUUUAUUUAUGUACAUAUUCUCAAAUGACGAACAUGGUAUAAGAUUGUACCAAUGUACAUAAGUUAAACACUAUAGCCAUUUAAAACGACGAAAAUCACUGCUCUAGAUGGGUUUUCUUGUCCAUAGACCAUACAUAUAAACUCGAGCGUAAACUAAUUCGUCUUGUAGCAACAAUUAAUGAAUGCAUAUGAUUCUUAAGUCGGGUUUUUUCCCGCACAGCAAGGAGUAGACUGAGUUAUUGGUAUAAGUUUUACGUAGAUGCAAAUUAACCAUGCAUGCCACGCUCAUAUAUACUCAUUGUUAUCAAAUAAUUUUUUGUCUUACCCAUUGCGAACUGAUCUAUUAGUUUUCACUGGAUUGAAUUAUUUUCGUACACUGACAGUGUUAUCGUAAAAUAUACCUAUGGCCAACUGAUCUAUAAAGGUGCACACUGGAUUUACUUCUAAGACUGCCGUGUCUCGUUGUCAAGACAACCCCAACAAAUGCGAAGAUAUCUUUUGUAAAUAUUUAUAUCAUUGAUUAGAUUUUUCUAUUCUAAGAUCACUUUCUAUUAUUUUCAAAUAAAUACACCCAUGCAUGCAUGCCGGCCUUUUAUGACUUUGAGAAAUAGAACAAGGCGAUAUUCACAGUACUCAGUAGUAAUUUUUUACAUAGAUAAAUUCACAUUUUUGAAGGAUUUGUAAGAAAUGUUUGAGGAAACUCAGUCAUUGUUAAACACCAACAAACCUUUCUUACAAAUCCUUCAAAACGUAGAAUUUACCGAUGCAAAAUUCCUACUGUGGUCACAGAAACUUUGCCAGGGUAAAACCAGUCUUUAGAAAUGUACACUUCCGACCAACGAUUCAAAACAUUUGUCCCCUAAUCCACUCAUUCGCAUCCCGCCAGGAACAGAACAUCACAGACAAAAUCACUAGUAUGAAAUGUGAACGGAGGUUAAGUUGGUGUAAUCUGAUGAUCUUGAUAUUGAUUUGAUAUUUACGAUCCUUAAGACUCAAGACUAAAUGAACAUCUUAUGACCUUAAAUUCUGCGCUGCCAAGCUUGCUUCGUCGUAGAUCGUCAACUGCCCAUUGACACUUUAAAUAGAUCAUUCUAGGCUUUGCAGUAACAGCCAGAGCUUGAACUCAUGAAUAAAUGUAAAUAAGUUUAGUGUGGGCUGUUCGACAGCUGUAUUGCUAAGUUUUGAAUACGUUUGAGAAGCCGUGUUUGUCUUCAUGAGAAGAUUUCGUUUCAUUCGAAGCAUAAACGAAUGUCCUGAAUGGAAAUAAAAUGUGAGUUGUGUUUAAUCUUUAUGAUCAAUUUUAGAUGUUUUAAAACUAACGAGGUUUCUUCUUCUUUCAUUUCGACAAAACACAAACAUGUUUAAUAGCCUAGAAAGAUGAAAAACUCGAUUUACCCAGUGGCAGUGAUCGCUUUUCAUGUACAUUCUAAUAUUUUUAUUACAUUUUAAGAGGAUGGGUUUAGACCUUUCAACGUUUAUGUAACUGUAAUUAUCCCCUGCCAAAUUUCUCUGUAUAAGAAAAAAUUGAGGCAGGUCUUUUCGCGAAUAUAUCAACGCUUUAUACGUAGAUUGCUGUGAAAUUUGCAUAUCAUUAUAGGCAAAAUUAAGGCCAACUUGUUGUAUUCAAGUAUGUAUGAUAGCAAGCAUUCAGUGCUUAAAAAGUAUCUUUAAAGUGUGGUACUUUUUGUUACAGGUCAGUUUCAACCAGAAUUGUUUCAGUUUUGAUUUAAAAUAUAUGUUUUAAAUCCACCUGCUUGGAAACAUAGUCUGUGUUUGAUCUAUUUUCAUGAAAAAUUAAUGACUAUUUCAUGCUUUUAUUAACAAUGGCGGACAAAGCAACAUUUUAACUUUAUAUAUACUACACUGAUCUUCAACAUGUAAGCAAGCGGAGUAAAUCUUUCUUGAAGUUUGGAAGAUGAAGGAUCGUAUUUUCAAAGAAGUAUUCUGUUAAUGUGUAUGUUUCAUUUGAUUCAUUUGAAUAUUUUGAUUUGAAGUUCUGUGUUCAAAUAAUUAAGUUGUCGUGUGUUGUACUAAAAGGCUUAUAGCUUUGUCUUUUCCGGUACAUUCAAGAACGCAAGAAUGUUUUUUUUAUAGAAUAUAGAGCUUCGUGACAUAUAAUCAUUUAUCUGCUAUGAUUUCGUUAUUUUGGUAGUCGAACAGCUUGGUAUUUCCCAUUGAUCUCGUCAAUCUAUAACUGUUUGUUUACAGUAGUUAUUAAUUCUACUCGUAAAUAAAUCUUCGUUUCUGAAAUAGAUUUCUAAAGACCUCCUUAUAUACGCUUAGAUAAUUAGGAAUUAUAAAGUCUUAAUCCCCUGGGCUCAUCUCUGAACAUCUCGUAUGUGGCAAUUGCGAUUGCGAAGAGCUCUAGAAACAGAUACUAUAAUACGAACGGUCCGUGCAGGCGUAGGUAGUGAGAAUAACACCAGAAAGUUGCGGAUGGAUAGGGAUUCAACACCUGAAAAAAAAAACAAGGAAAGUUUGACGUUGCGAACCCUUCGUCGAAACGUCCUUCGUCGAAACGCCAAAAUUUUCCUUGUAUUUUUCAAGUACUUAAAUCCCUCUGAAUCCGCAGCAUUCUGGCGAUAAUGUUUUUUAUACUCGCCAUUUUAUAUAAAAUUGUUUGUACAUAUCUGUGUAAUACGAGCAUGUAAUCUAAAAUUAUUUGCUUGAGUCCUGUUAAGUAGUAUAUCCCUUUACACCAGGAAAAUGUUUGUUGUACUAUUUACCGCAACUCACUCAAAGUGAAAUUUAUGCCCUAUUCUGUUGCAUUACAAGGGAGACGUUUCUUUUGAAUUUGAAAAAUUUUGAUUUUGGUUAUUUUGGUUUUGAUCUAUUCUCCCACUAUAGUCUUACGCAAAUAUCCCGCCCAUGCACUGCAUGCAGUAUAAAAUGCGUCUUGCUGAGAUUUAAUCAAACGUAGUUAUUAACAUGACUGCGUGUCAACAUCCAUGAACACGAUUGGAUAUGUUAGAUUGUGUUUUGAUUCCCCAACUAACUUCUCCUUUCGCUUUUAGUUCCUACACCGGCUAUAAUAUUCCUGUGUGUAAUUGCUGGAGUGAUUAUAAUCUUAUUUAUCAUCUACCAAGUGGUGAAACGUGGCUUAGUAUGUAACCUAGAGCCCCCAGAGAGACCUGACGAUGAGGAAUACGAACAUUUAAAAUCAGUUCCUUAUGAAACAGAGACAGACGAUGAUUAUUAUGGGCCAAGCUCGAAAACUCCCAGCCGCAGAAGCAGUUGCAAUACAACAAGCGGGAGUCUAAGAUCCGAUGGGGAUUUUGGUACCGGGGAUUUUUACGGCCGGGGAAAGUACUCCGAUGGUACAGAUGGCAUGGAUUAUUUCUCGUAUAGUCCCGGCACUAUGCGACGUAUGAUAGGCGGAGAAACAACCCCUCGAGGUUUAGACCCUAGGAUACAACCUGCUGGUGAGGAGUUGGUCAGUAUUGCUGGUCGGAUGCAGAUAUCUGCGAGUUAUGCCCCCACUGCGAAUAAGUUAGCUGUAAGCAUAUUGAAAGCUGAAGAUUUACCCACGAAAGAACGAGGUGGCCCCAGUAUGGUUCAAGUGCGUGUUGUUCUUCUCCCUGCAAAGAAACAAAGAUUUAAAACCAAACCUAAAGCUUCCAAUAAUGCUAGUUUCCAUGAAACGUUUACAUUUAGUCACGUGACGCAAGAAGAGAUACGUUAUGGCUCGCUCAGGAUCCGCGUGUAUGGUCACGAGAGAAUCACGCGGGAUCGUCUCGUGGGCGAGGUGAAUAUGCCGCUCUCGGAGUUUGAUUUAGAAAGUGAAUCUGACACCGUGUGGAGAAUGAUCAUUCCGAGAAGCCAAUUAUCGGUAAGCAUUCUAAGUUAGAAGCCAAUUAUCGGUAAGCAUUCGGUAAGCAUCCUCAACAAAUAUUCCAUAAUUUGUUACAUUAUUUUAUUCUAAUGCAGGGUGCAGAUUCUCUCUACGAUGUCUCAGACUCAAUGAGCAUUGGAUCAGGUCACGGGGGUUCUACGUCAUCACUAGUCGCAGUGCAUGGUGGGACACCUGAGUUGCUGGUCGCACUGUGUUAUCAAUCUCUGACUGGGAGGUUGACAGUCGAAAUUCUCAAAGCAAGCAAUCUGCGCAUGCCUGCCAUGCAACGUGCUCCAGGUAAGUCACGUGAUUAUUACCACAGUGAUAUUGCUGACCUCACUGUUACCAUAGAGAUCAUAACAUACGUAUCCAUCGUUCAAAAGGAUUGCUUUCUCAAAUGAUUGAUCCAUACAGUUUUAGAAGUACAUACAUUAAGAUCGGUGCUUCAUAGACCAUUUGCAGAAUAAUUGAAGCCUCGCCAGAAUCUGUAAACAUUGCAUAGAAAAUAAAGAAUGGAUUUCAAUCAAAAUCAGUUAAUCUGAAAAUUAAUUGUCUCCUCAUUCAUUAAUUGACCUAUUCCCUAAUGAACAAAAUUUUGAUCUAGACAACGAAACUUCGGAAUAUUACUAAUUUUGUGAUGCUCUUUCAAGCUGUGGUGAAAUUUUUGUCUAGACUUGUCUAGAUCAAAAUUUUGUUCAUUAGGGAAUAGGUCCAUUCGAUGUUUUCACUUUUAAAUAUGUUUUUUUUCCUUUGAGAAAUGAUUGUCGCCUUCCAUACUGUAGCUACAGGGACUGAAAUAGGACAUUUUCUCAGCAUGUGCAUCAAACAUCCAGCUGUUCUUAUUCCGCGUUGAGUCAAUUCGAAGGCGGCACAUACCGGGUACACGCAGAUAUUACUUGUCGUGAGCUUUGUUUCGUAGAAAUACUGUCUUAGAAUUCUAGGAACGUCCUUCGGUAUGAGAAUUUAAGAUUCGCAGUGAUGUUUUUCAGAGAAGGUUUUAAAAGUCAAUAUCAAUUAGCACUAAUUUUGUUAUGAAAUAAAAGGUGAGUUUCUUUUGUUUUGAUGUUUGUUACAUAUGUGUAUCGAAUUGAGUGAAUUUUUCCUGCACUUAAUACCCGGUGAUAUGUGCCUGCCUCGAAUUGACUCGCGCGGAACACGGCCGUAACUGCGUUUCUCCCGCUUUAGACACUUACGUCAAGGUCGUGUUGAUCUCUCCGAUUGGUAAACCUGUUGCAAAGAGUAAGACGACGAUACGACGAAGCAUGACGGACCCUGAAUACAAUGAGAGUUUUGUCUUUCAAAUGUCAGAACGUGAUUUAGCCGAAGUAACUUUACAGUUUUCUGUCGUCGCCAUAUCCCGUGCACGCAAGAAGAAGGAGAUUGUUGGUUGGUUUCAUUUAGGAAAGAACAAUAGCGGGCAAGAAGAGACUCUUCACUGGAAUGAACUGCUACAGGCGAAAGAAAAAAGUGUCAGUCGAUGGCAUGUUUUGUUUGAGGAUAUCAAGGAUGUUCGUUAGCUACAAUAUCUAAUCCAUAUCAUAGAUAGUUCUAUAAUAGAUGAUAUAUAAUCAAUAAUAUCGGCAUUCGAUAAUCGAUAUAUAUCAUCAAUAAUAUUGUGAUAUAAUCUUGCCUCGCUGCCAGCUGCUGGAUGCUUGGUUUCGAGUUUUGUUUUAAAUGGUCAAGAAUCAAUAUUUAAGAAAAUUUGGAAACAGAGAGCAUUUUCCCACAAUUCAUGAUAUAUUAUAGAUGUGCAAUGUAGUUUGGGUUACAUUUGAGAUAAUUAUCCAUUCUUAAAAUUUUGAGAGUUUCGCUAUGUUAGUGCGCGUCAUGACGUCACUCCAUAUUGGAGAGUCACGUGAAUUAUUUUUCCAAAGUCAAGUACAAAAUGAUUUGUCUCGUAUGAAAUGACAAUAGUUUACAGUAGUAAGAACUGCACUCUAGGGUAUAGAUCAUUAGUUUCUCACGGAAAUACCAUGACAUACUUGUGGUAUAUAUAAUACUUCUAGUUUAAGAAUUAAGUGUAAUAUGAUGUCGAAAACAAUUCUAUAGAUCACUAUGUUAAUUAAGUUGUUGUAUAUAUUUUAAUUCAAAUACAACGUGAGUAUGUAGGUUAAUAUUUAAUCCAGUACAGUAGAAAUUUUAUAAUGACAAAAUCAAAAAUAUGUACAUUAUAAUAGAAUACUAGACAGUAAAUACAUCUCUCAUGCAAUCAAAUUGUGUUCCAUCGACUUUGCGUGUUUUGUGAAGAUUUUCUGAAUUGUAUUUCUUCAUUCUGAAUUUCAAUUUAUCUGGCCUCCUCCCUAGGCAAAAACAGCAGAAUUUAUAAAGAAAAAGAUGGGGGUAGCAGAGAAUCAUGAGGGAUAAUUGUGCAGUGAGAAAAUAAAAUCCCCAAAUGAAGUAUUGCGUAAUUUUUCCGUUUUUGCCACUGAGUUGUCUGCGAAGGAGGCUACACCAUGUCCAUGUGCGUGCGUUUUGUUUUAUUAUUCUGACGGAGUAAUGAUAUGGAAUAUUAAGCAGAGAAACCGACUCAUUUUAUUUUGAAUUUGGCGACAAGGGCGAGACCAAAACUGCAAGUGAAGGUUUUCAGGUAGAGAACUGAGUCUAGAGUUAGACACAACGAGACCCCUCCACAGUUGUUCACCACAGUAUAUGCAGUCACAUUGUGACCCUUUUCAGAAUGCUAAAAAUCAGUCAAAACAAUGAGUGACUUCGAUGGAAUGGAGAACAGUGGGAUUUUGAAGACAAUGAAAAGACAAUGGAACAUUCUGAUCUCUGGAUGAUGACUGGAUGGCUUGUUAUGCUAAAUGUUAUACAAAGCACCAUUGAUCUCUAAGAGGCAGAAAUUUACUGCUCUCCUGGAAAAACGUCUACGCAUUCACAUUCUACUUAUAAUUUUCCAUGCAUGCAUUCAUGUCAACCUCUCUGCCCAGAUUUCAACUUUUAUUUCUUUUUUCCCUCUAGAUACGUACGUCAAAGUGGCGAUGUUCAAUUCGAUUGGUCAACAGUUAUCAAAAUGCAAGACUUCAAUACGUCGAAAUAUGAUUGACCCAGAAUUCAAUGAGACCUUCGUUUUCCAAAUCAUUGAAUUUGAGCUGCCCAGUGUGAGCAUCAUGCUCUCUGUCAUCAAUAUCAAGAAAAUGCGAAGGAAGGAGAUCAUUGGUUGGUUCUCGAUUGGACACGAUAGUACUGGGGACGAGGAGGACGCUCAUUGGCGGGCUGUGAUGAAUGCUCGCGGUCAGCCAAUCAGAAGAUGGCAUAUACUUAGUUCUGUUGAUUUUUGAACAGGCGCUUUAUAAAUACCAGUUUUGUUUUUCUCGACGAAAACCAUCACAACAGCAGCCAUUAUACACUUAUCCACUAUUAUAAAUUAUUAUAAAUUAUUAUAAAUUAUUAUAAAUUAAUUUAUUUCAAUGUAGCAUCUUAGUUAUUGUACUACAGUCAAUAGAAUCAGAAGGUUAGAAAACUUGAUGCAGACGUAAUAGACCUCAUUAUCUACGUUUUGUCUUGGUUUAUGCAAGAAAUGCUCGGUUCAUCGUCACGUGUGUGUUGUAUUUUCACUAGAGCAACUAUAAUAGCUAUGUUUUCAUUUAACCAUUGUGUAAUAUCACGACUGGGUAAUUAAACCAACACACUGCUAUUGGUUGGUUGGGCGAAAGCACAAUACACGCGUGACGAUGAACCGACCAUUUUCUGCAUAAACCAAGAGAAAAACAUAGAUAAUGAAGUCUAGCUAUUAUGUCUGCAUCGAGUUCCCUAACCUCAUUCAAUUGACUAUGGUUAUUGUAAUAUUGAGGUGUGUUUAUGAAAAAUGUAGAAAAUUAUUAAAAUUAUUAUUUAAAUUAAAUUAUUAUCUUGUACAGAUGUAAACACAUGACGUACUACUUUUUAUUCUGUUUACUCCGCAAACUGUCAAAUAUUAAAUAGAUAUCAAUCACAAUUCGAUGACUUUGUCAGUUCUGUUGUGUUCGGACAAGUUGUUCCCACGAGUAUUCCUAGAGAUAUUGGUGGGCCUAUAACAUUGUUGGCAAUUUCAAAACAC